AGCUGCACAGGUUGUAAAGGGAGGGGAGAAAGAGUGAGAGAGGGAGAACAGGAGAGGUAGAGGACAACACUAGCAACUACUGGACAGGGAAAGAGGACAGGAGUUGAAAAAGAGUGUUCAGUUUGAGUGGGUUGUUUUUAAGAGAAAAAGGUUGUCAGGGUGUGAAUGAGUGAAGCAGGUGAGAGGACACAAGUCUUCAGGAGUGUGGUUACCCAGCAGUGGGACGUUCGUCCAGGGAGGUUAAGUGAUCUUCAGCCGCGACCCCUCCUGUCAUCCUCUGGGAGUCAGACACCCGGGAUCUAGAGCCAUGGAGCCCUCUGUGUCGACUGAGGUCGAUGGGGAGACCAAGGAGAGGAAGAAGAUCCAUUUUGCUAUGCCGACCUCUGUGCCCACCAAUCUGGACCCUCGGCAAGUGGAGAUGAUCCGACGCAGGAGGCCAACACCUGCCACACUGUUUAGAGUAGCUGACCAAUCAUCUCCUGACGAUGAUCAAUCCACCCAUCAGUGGGUCGUAGGAGAGAACGGAGUGCUCAAACCAAAACGUGUCAAUCCAAACGUGUAUCAGCCUCCAUCACUCAAAGCUGUGCAGAAGAUGGCUGAGGCACAUAUGCAGAACCUAGGUAUCUACCCACCUUUGGAAGACCCUUGUGAAGGGGAGGAGGAGGGGGACGACUGGAAGGGAGAGGAGGGAGAGGACACAUCUCCCUACAAAGCUGCUGAUCACCAAGAGACGGCAACCACCGAGCAUUCAGUCAAGUUUUCCAGCGUGAGAGAGACGGCCAAGCAGAUCCAAGCAGCACAGGAGGAGGAGGAAGAGGAGGAGGAGGAGGAAGAGGAAGACACAAUCAAAGAAACAACAGAGGGGAACAGCCGGGGGAGUAACUGAGAGAGAGAGAGAGACAGAGAGAGUUUGGGUUGGGUAAAAACUUAGAGGGAAUAACUGGGGAGAGUGAAGGUGUUUUGUCAUGUGGUUAAAAAAAUGAAUAACUCAGGAGAGGUGAGGAAAUGGGUGUGUGCUGCUUUGUUGAUGUGUGAAGACGGGUGAGGAUGAAAGAUACUCCCACGAAAUCCAACACAAGAGUGAGCAAAGAGCUCUGUACUACAUCACCUCUAUGAUUGAAGGUAAAGGUGGAGUAAGAGAGAACAGAGAGGCAGUUUGUGUAUCAGGAGUUGGCCCCUAUGAGCAGGUGAGGAGUGAUCUGCAGACGCCACUUUGGCCGGAAUGUCGCUUUGUUUUCACUGAGAGCGGAGGGGCCAACAAGGUCAAUAUGACCAAAUACCCUGUAAGACCAGUCCCCCUCUACCUUAAUGCUUCUGCACAGAGCUAAAUGUUCCUUUAAAGAGGGUAAUAGUCAGCACAAUAAUCACACUCACACACAUAUAAACUCCAUUGGAUACAUUAUACGACCCUUUUUAAAGUACUUGAAAGUCUAUAAAUGUGUGCAAUACAUAUUCCACUUUAUUUUGAAAGUCCUUGUUCUGAUUUGCAGCGUAAUAAAUGUACGUGCACUGUCAUCUUGUGGUAGAAGUUUUGUUCAAAAUUUAAAGUGAUACUCCAACCAAUCAAGUACUUCAAAUUGCAAUCUUUACAUUUUUCCAUGCAGUGAAAUCUAGUUUAAUGCUUGUUAUGGUGAACAUGUUUCAAUGUUUUCAGAUUCUGUAAUUGUCUCUCUAUAGAGCAGUUCUCAUUGGUAGUGGAGGAGUCUGCCUCAAAUCAAGGGAUUCACAGGAAACAUUUCAGUAAUCAUGGAUUACUGUUUUGUAAUUUUGUCUCAUUGAUAUCAGACUAUCUGUAUCAGAGUUAUGUUAAAUUACCACACAUUGAAGUUUUAUGGAUUAUAACUUUGACGUCUUGAUUGCUUGAGGGAGAACUGCAGACACAGUCGACUUUAAUUCAUUUAUUAAUUUGUCAAAGCAUCCAUAAGUAUAAAACACUUCUCAGACUAUUUCUGUAUCAUACUCUGCUUCUAUUCUGCCCGUUAGUUACAUUUUCCAAGAGCGAAUCUAUGAUAAAAUGAUAGAUACCAGAAAUAUUUGGAGUAUCACUUUAAGUAAUAGCACCAAAAGAUUUUGUCUAUUGUGUUAAAUCCACAAGUGUAUAUGUGUGGUUAUUUCAUACCACAUAAUGCUUAUAAAGACAUCUUUAAAGGGCAAAGCUACCUCUAAUUUGUUACAGAACCCAACUGUUGCCUCCCUGCAUCACACAUUAGAACUGGAUACAUUGUGAACUGACCCCAUGUUAAGGAAUCAAAAGAAUUGAUUUAUAUUCCAAUAUUGUUGACUUAUAUCGACUUGUAAGUGCUGAUGCAUUCCCUUUUGUAUGUUGACGAUUUUCUAUUGUCAUCUUUUUAACUGUACGUCAUUGAUCUGUUGUAAGAGCUAUUUUUCUAAUCUAAUGUCCAGUGUGUAAGUAGCUGAGCUCUGUCAAUGUUUCUACUGUCUACUGUCUACGGUUACUGACUGACAUUUGAGCAAAAUGAUCACUGCACAAACUUUCUUAAGUUUUCAACACAAAUGUUCACCACAAAUGUUCUUUUUUCUUCAAAUCAACAACAAUUUGUAAAUGCUUUUAUUCAGCAUCUAACUAAUCUCCUUUUCCAGUUAAACUGAAGAUACAACAUGCUUAUUUAUCAAAUGGAUAAAUAAGAAUGUUUUCAGUUGUGACACAGGAUGAAGAAACUUUGCUGUUUGUAUCAUCUGGGCUGCAGUUUGUGUAUAAAAACUGUGUGAAACUUUGACCUCUGACCUGCCCAAAUAGUGGGAUGACUGGACCCUGCAGCCGAUGGCUCCUCCCUCCUCCCCUCUCUGUUCACUUCCCCUUUCCUCCCAGGUCAGAAGAAAACAACCAUGGAAAGACAUGUAUGAACUCUAAUGCUUAGUCUGUCUUUAUUUUAUUUCAUUUUUCUCCAUUUUCUUGUUUCUCAAUGUAAUGUAGUUGUUUUAAAGUGAGCUACAAUAUAAUAUCAAAAUAAAUUGUUUUUCCUUUUCUCCUUUAAACUGA
Anoplopoma fimbria (sablefish) is the source of this 3001-nucleotide messenger RNA. It is a transcript of the gene ppp1r1b, whose product is annotated as protein phosphatase 1, regulatory (inhibitor) subunit 1B. The record is from RefSeq and is a predicted model, not a curated record. Gene Ontology annotation, cellular component: cytoplasm. NCBI's taxonomy places the organism in Eukaryota, Metazoa, Chordata, Actinopteri, Perciformes, Anoplopomatidae. Bases 308 to 886 code for a protein of 192 amino acids. Gene Ontology annotation, molecular function: protein phosphatase inhibitor activity. Gene Ontology annotation, biological process: intracellular signal transduction. The transcript has 5 exons.